Rana temporaria (common frog) is the source of this 3193-nucleotide messenger RNA. RefSeq names its product kinesin family member 2A (gene KIF2A). Bases 304 to 2538 code for a protein of 744 amino acids. The transcript has 21 exons. Lineage: Eukaryota; Metazoa; Chordata; Amphibia; Anura; Ranidae. Gene Ontology annotation, biological process: microtubule-based movement. The record is from RefSeq and is a predicted model, not a curated record. Gene Ontology annotation, molecular function: microtubule binding; microtubule motor activity; ATP binding.
UGCGUCACCUCUCCAGACAGCUCCGGUUGACGUAGAGCGCACGCUUCCACCCAGCUCCUCCCAACUUCAGCGGCGUCCUGUCUCCGCCCCUCCCUGGCUUGUGAAUGUGACCGGCAGAGGCGCUUUUUCGUCCGUUCCCCUCCUCCUCCAACAGCCCCGUCCCGUCCUCCCCUCCUCCUCCUUCUGUUACCCGGCGUCGCCUCGUCACCGCUGGCCUUGAUUUUCAAACAAAAACAUCCCGCAGAGGGGAAGAGAGAGAGCGGGAGAGGCCGGGGGCAGCGCUGACCUGGAGGGGAGCUGAGCAUGGCAGGAAGCUUCGGCAAGAUUCAGAUCGGGAUCUAUGUGGAGAUCAAGAGGAGCGAUGGUCGCAUACACCAAGCCAUGGUAACAUCCCUAAAUGAGGACAGCGAGAGUAUUACAGUCGAAUGGAUUGAAAAUGGAGACACAAAAGGAAAGGAGAUUGACUUGGAUAGCAUAUUUGCACUUAACACUGAUUUGGCCCCAGAUGAAGAGAUUGAGCCUGGACCCGAAUUACCGCCCCCACCUACGCCUACAACUAAAGUUAACAAAAUUGUCAAGAAUCGGCGUACUGUAGUCCCAGCUACCAAGGAAACGCCUGCAAGAGACAAUAGAGCAAUCGGUUCAGCCAGGUCACGGCAAAUCCAGCCAGUAGAACCUCCAACCUCCGCUCAGCAGCAGAAUGGUAGUGUUUCAGAUAUAUCUCCAGAUCAACCUGGAAAAAAGGACUUUGGCCCUCCUUCAAGGAGAAAAUCCAACUGUGUGAAAGAAGUGGAGAAGAUGCAGGAGAAGAGAGAGAGAAGACGGUUGCAGCAGCAAGAACUCCGAGAGAAGAAGGCUCAGGAUGUUGAUACCACAUAUCCAAAUUAUGAAAUCAUGUGUAUGAUAAAAGAUUUUAGAGGAAGUUUGGAUUACCGGCCUUUAACUACAGCAGAUGUUAUUGAUGAGCAUCGAAUAUGUGUUUGUGUACGGAAACGUCCACUAAAUAAGAAAGAGAACACAAUCAAAGACCUAGAUGUCAUUACAAUUCCUAGUAAAGAUGUAGUCAUGGUGCAUGAGCCCAAACAGAAGGUGGAUCUCACUAGAUAUCUUGAAAACCAAACUUUUCGCUUUGACUAUGCCUUUGAUGAAACUACGCCAAAUGAAAUGGUCUACAGGUUUACUGCAAGACCUCUGGUAGAAACCAUCUUUGAAAGGGGAAUGGCCACUUGUUUUGCAUAUGGGCAAACUGGAAGCGGUAAAACUCAUACCAUGGGCGGUGAUUUUUCUGGAAAGAAUCAAGACUGUUCAAAAGGAAUAUAUGCACUUGCAGCGCGAGAUGUAUUCCAAAUGCUGAAGAAACCAAACUAUAAAAAAUUAGAACUUCAAGUAUAUGCAACGUUUUUCGAAAUCUACAGUGGUAAGGUCUUCGAUCUGUUGAAUCGGAAAACAAAGUUGCGAGUUUUAGAGGAUGGCAAGCAGCAAGUGCAGGUCGUUGGGCUGCAAGAACGGGAAGUGAAAUGUGUGGAAGAUGUCCUGAAACUGAUCGAGAUCGGAAACAGCUGCAGAACCUCUGGCCAAACCUCAGCCAAUGCACACUCCUCUCGAAGUCACGCAGUGUUCCAGAUAAUCUUACGAAAGAAAGGAAAGCUCCAUGGUAAAUUUUCUCUUAUUGAUUUGGCCGGAAACGAAAGGGGUGCAGACACUUCAAGUGCAGACCGACAAACACGACUUGAAGGGGCUGAGAUAAACAAAAGUUUAUUAGCUCUAAAGGAGUGCAUUCGUGCUCUAGGGAGGAAUAAGCCACAUACCCCGUUUAGAGCCAGUAAACUAACUCAAGUUUUGCGGGACUCUUUUAUCGGGGAAAACUCUCGCACAUGCAUGAUUGCUACAAUCUCUCCUGGUAUGGCAUCCUGUGAAAAUACUUUGAACACGUUAAGAUACGCUAACAGAGUAAAGGAAUUUGGGAUUAGUCCGUCGGAUAUUCCCUUCUCUCAGGGUAGCGGAAGUCGCUCUGAUCUCUCUCCUUCCUAUGAGUAUGAUGACUUCUCUCCUACGCUCACCAGAGUGAAAGAGCUGACUGUUGAUCCAAAUUGUGCUGGGGACCCGCGCCCCAUGUUGCACCACACCCCAAAUCAGCUGGAUGACCUGGAGUCGCUGUGGGGAGUAGGCAGCUCUCCUCAGAGGGAUGACCUCAAACUUCUGUGUGAACAAAAUGAAGAAGAGGUCUCCCCACAGCUCUUCACGUUUCAUGAAGCCGUGUCACAGAUGGUGGAGAUGGAAGAGCAGGUAGUAGAAGAUCACAGAGCCGUGUUUCAGGAGUCCAUCCGAUGGCUGGAAGAUGAAAAGGCUCUGCUAGAGAUGACCGAGGAGGUAGAUUAUGAUGUGGAUUCAUACGCCACACAGCUGGAAGCAAUCCUGGAGCAGAAGAUUGACAUUCUAGCGGAGUUAAGAGAUAAAGUGAAGUCAUUCCGAUCUGCUUUACAAGAGGAGGAGCAUGCCAGCAAACAAAUACACCCCAAGAGGCCCCGAGCCCUUUAAAGAAAGGUUUUAAUGAAGGAUCACCUUGAGAACUUUCCACUGUAAAAUAACCUUCUUCUCAAACUGUGGCCGUAUGAACCCAAUUACUUGAAACAUGAAGUACACUUUUAUACUGUCAGUGGAAAUGUCCUCCUCUGUCACUUGAAUGAAUUCCUGUUUUGGGCAGACCACUACACUGACGUCUAGGCAAGCGUCAAUCCCAGACGGCACAAACCUAUCAAUAGGGGCUGCGAGGCACUUUGUCCAGAUUCCUUCAUUUUUCAUGUUUUUAGUUCUCUGUCUGUCUGUGUCCUUUUUUUGUUCAGUUUUUUUUUUUUAUAUAUAUAUUUUUUUUUAAUAAAUAUGUUUAAUACUGUGUACUAAAAGGGUAUACACCAUUUUAUUGUUUUUGUUUCAUUACGGGAUUUCAUCAUGCUGCAGAAAUCAACUGUGCGGUUUUAAGCUACUUGCAUGCCUGCAUUUCAUCCGUGUUUGUACAGAUGGCGAUAUUACAUGAAUUAGCUGUGCACACCUCCUGCGUGCCUUUAUCAAGGCGAUACUGACUUUUAUUUUUUAUUUUUUUUAUCUUUAGGUUUUAUUUUAAUUUUAUAUAUUUUUUUCAGUAUGCACAGCCUUAACUUAAUAAUAAAACUAUUCCUUGUUCCUCUAUGUAAAA